AUGGGGGAUUGGCAGGAAGGAUCUUGGACUUGGCAUCUAAUAUGGCGUAGAGCGCUAUACGAUUGGGAAAUCGAAGAUAUCUCAAACCUCAAAGGCCACAUCGAGCAGAAAAAGCCGAGCCGAGAUUUAGAGGAUGGCGUGGUAUGGAGACACACUGGUAACUUGAGCUAUCCUGUAAAGAGUAUUACCGCAACUUUGUGUGAACAGUCUACCCCAACCUUACCCAAAGCUAUAUCCUAUGUUGUAUGGCAGAAAUUCAUCCCUCCAAGAGCACAGUUGUAUGUUUGGUUGGCAAACUUGGAGAAACUCAACACUGGAGACUUUCUAGUAGAAAAGGGGAUUAUUGAAGCUCAACGGGCCUUAUGCCCCUUAUGUAACCUACAAACAGAAUCAAACUCCCACGUCCUGUUUUCAUGUACAAUCUCUUGGAGAGUUUGGAUGAAUAUGCUAGAAUGGUGGGGUAUCUCCGGGGCUCUACAAAAUCAGUGUAGAAGAUUCUGCCUUGAAUGGUUGGGUCUGGUGAAGAAUAGGAAAUAUCGGAAGCUAUGGGGACUUAUCCAAGGCUGCGUCAUAUGGUCACUAUGGUACCAGAGGAACAAAAUAAAAUUCGAGAAUGGAGAUCCAAAUGCAAACAAUUUUAUCUACUCACUGAAAAUCAGAAUUGGAAUAUGGGCUAAAGAAAUGAUGGGAUUCCCUGGAUGGUCUUCCGAUGAUGUAACAUAUAAUAUAAACUCUCUUCUUUUUUUGAUGUAG
Amaranthus tricolor (Joseph's coat) is the source of this 753-nucleotide messenger RNA. RefSeq lists its product as uncharacterized. Bases 1 to 753 code for a protein of 250 amino acids. The transcript has a single exon. NCBI's taxonomy places the organism in Eukaryota, Viridiplantae, Streptophyta, Magnoliopsida, Caryophyllales, Amaranthaceae. The record is from RefSeq and is a predicted model, not a curated record.